Entrophospora candida is the source of this 251-nucleotide messenger RNA. The record is from the annotation of a GenBank genome assembly. Lineage: Eukaryota; Fungi; Glomeromycota; Glomeromycetes; Entrophosporales; Entrophosporaceae.
AUGUCUGCCACCACUAUUUGCAUCAAUUCUUUAAAUUAUACCAAUGUUUCAUAUGACAAGUAUUUUGAAUUCUUUCCAUAUGAUAAAUGGUCACUUGCUCGUUUUGUCUCUCAUACAAUCAAUAAUUACCAAAAUGCUGAUAAAAGGAUGGCUCGUCAUACAUUCUACACUACUUUACAUACUAUCAAAGAGGAUCCACACACAUUAAAAGAAGUUGGUAAUAUUAUCCAAGAAAUUUUGAAAAUAAAAAU